Penicillium brasilianum is the source of this 660-nucleotide messenger RNA. NCBI's taxonomy places the organism in Eukaryota, Fungi, Ascomycota, Eurotiomycetes, Eurotiales, Aspergillaceae. The record is from the annotation of a GenBank genome assembly.
AUGGACGCCCGCAUCUUGGCCCGCGGCCUCCGCGCCAGGCCAACACCAUGGCUCCUCAGCUCGCGCCAGCAGCAGUCCAUCAUCCUCAACACACUCCGCUACAACUCCACGACCAGCUCGUCACAAACUCCUCCUCCUCCUACCGAGUCCUCCUCAGAACAACCCACACAAACAACACCAGCCGUCUCCGAGGGCCUGACUACCCCGAAACCCACCAAGACCGCCGCCUCAGACUUCGACGAAAUCCUCAACAAGCUCGACCUCGGCAACCGCAGCACCCUCAACUCCAAGGGUGAACCGCGCCGCGUCUUCUCCGAUGCCGUCGCCCGCUCCGUCGGCGGCGUAGGCUCGCAGACCUUCAAAGACCGAGCCGCUCAGCAGCUUGCCUCGCGCAAGUUGGAGCUCAAAUUGGGGCCGACGCUGGGUCGUCAGGUCCACGUUGAGCCGGAGCGGGGUGUGGAUUUGCCGGCUGCUAUCCGUCAGUUGGAGAUUACUUGCAGUACGAAUAAGAUUAAGGCGAAUGCGCAUGAGCAGAAGUACCACAAGCGGAAGGGUGCGGUGCGGAAGGAGUUGCGUCGGACGAGGUGGAGGAAGCUUUUCCGGUUCUCGUUCCAGGAGACUGUGAAGAAGAUUCAGCGGAUGCAAGCUCAGGGUUGGUAA